UGAUAUUUGGAUCCACCAGUUUUGUGUCGUCACCUUUCAGUCGUAAUUUCACUUGGCCUACCACGUUACAUAAUUUUUUUAUUCAUUUGAAGAUCCGUUAAUGUUUAUUCUAUAAUUAGACUUCUCAUUUAUAAAUUUAUGCCUGGUAUUUCACUGUGAGUGUUGGUGGAUUUUGAUAACCCUAUUGUAAGCAGCGAUGGCCUUGAGAGUAGCACAAGUGGCCCAAUGGCAGGAGUACAGCCAGUGUCAGCUGAGCAGAUGUGCGAGUGAGAGAGAUGUGGCGGACAGAUUGAGAGAGCUUGAUUCAUAUCUCGCAGAAAGGGUUUAUUUUGUUGGGAAUGACCAAAGUGAAGCUGAUGUCUCAAUAUUCCAGUCUCUCAUCAACACAGUGACAAACCUUGGCUUCCCCGAGAAGGAGACAUACAGAAACCUUUCCCGUUGGUUCAAUCAUAUACAAAACAAGACACUGGAGGAUUCUCAAACACCGGUUGUGUUCCUAAAGUCUCCCAUCUACCUUCCACCACUUGUAUGACACAGCAACAUGGCAUGAAGCUGUCCACCUUGAUUCCCAGAUUAAACACGAGAAACAACAA
Molecule: messenger RNA, 593 nt
Organism: Haliotis rufescens (red abalone)
Lineage: Eukaryota; Metazoa; Mollusca; Gastropoda; Lepetellida; Haliotidae
Product: eukaryotic translation elongation factor 1 epsilon-1-like
Exons: 5
Coding region: 197-532 (111 amino acids)
Biological process (GO): positive regulation of DNA damage response, signal transduction by p53 class mediator
Cellular component (GO): cytoplasm; aminoacyl-tRNA synthetase multienzyme complex; nucleus
Source: RefSeq, a predicted model, not a curated record